CAUUUAAUUCCCUUUUUUUUAGGCUUCAGCAAGCAGAUGGUGGAAAUCCUGACCAAGCACGGCGUCGCCUUCAGCAGCUUCGAUAUUUUCUCAGACGAGGAGGUUCGGCAGGGGCUGAAAACUUUCUCCAACUGGCCAACCUACCCUCAGCUCUACGUGUCUGGGGAGCUCAUCGGGGGCCUGGACAUCAUCAAGGAGCUCGAGGCAUCAGGAGAGCUGGACACAAUCUGCCCAAAGGCCCAGAAGUUGGAGGACAGGCUUAAAUCCUUGAUAAACAAAGCUCCUGUCAUGCUCUUUAUGAAGGGAAACAAACAGAUGGCAAAAUGUGGCUUCAGCAAGCAAAUCCUAGAAAUCAUGAAUAACACUGGCGUGGAUUACGAGACUUUUGACAUCCUGGAGGACGAGGAGGUGCGCCAAGGCCUGAAAUCCUUUUCCAACUGGCCCACGUACCCGCAGCUCUACGUCAAGGGGGAGCUGGUUGGGGGGCUGGACAUUGUCAAGGAGCUGAAGGAAAGUGGGGAAUUGCUGCCUGUGCUGAAGGGGGAGAACUAAUGGGGAGGACAUCAGUGGGAAGAGAAAUCCCUGGAACAGCUUUCCAGUUGGAGAUUGUCCUGGAGAAGUAACCUCAGCCCUGAGGAGCAGCAGGAGGGAAAACAGACAGGAAAUAAAUAUAAAUAUUCUCUGUAUUUCACCUGUAUGACAAGGGGUUUCGCUGGAGACAAAAAGGUCAAUUAAAAUCCAGUGCUCCAGGA
Cyanistes caeruleus (blue tit) is the source of this 752-nucleotide messenger RNA. The record is from RefSeq and is a predicted model, not a curated record. Lineage: Eukaryota; Metazoa; Chordata; Aves; Passeriformes; Paridae.